GCGCGCAGGGAGCGUGGCGGUGCUGCACGAGCCGCUCGGAGUGCUGAGCUGAGCGCGCCGCCGGCUGCCCCGCCAUGAGGAUCCGCUGCAGGGUCGCGGCGCUCGGGCUCUGCCUCGGACUUUUCCUGCUUCUCUACUUUUUCGGGGGGAACACCGCGGACGAGGAGCCGCCGCCGCUCGGGCAGCCCGAGGGCGACCACAAACCCGCCGCCGCCGCCGCCGCGCCUCCCGCACUCACAAACAGAGUUUCGGUUCAAGUCGGAAAAGCUCCCGAGCUUCCUAAAGACAUCCGUCCGAGUCGGAAAGAAGCUUACAGAGGAGGCAAUGGCAGCGCCAAGCUGAGGCAGAAGAGUGAGCUUGGCCAGUCUGGGUUAAAGGUUCCUCGGGUGGAGGACGUUAUGCACCUUGCUGUGGUUGCUUGUGGAAAUCGACUAGAGGAAACGCUUACCAUGGUUAAAUCAGCACUCCUCUUCAGCAUCAAGAAGAUCAAGUUUCACAUCUUUGCAGAGGACGAACUGAGAGAACAGUUUGAGAAAGAGCUGAGCCACUGGCCAAGACCGCUCUCAUCCAAGCUCCAGUACACUCUUUACCCAAUCACUUUUUCCGUGGGGAACACUGAGGAAUGGAAGAAGCUCUUCAAGCCAUGUGCUGCCCAGAGACUCUUCCUUCCAGUCAUCCUGAAAGACGUAGACUCGUUGCUGUAUGUGGACACAGAUGUUCUGUUUCUCCGGCCAAUGGAUGACAUCUGGAAAUUCCUCAAGGCCUUCAACAGCACUCAGUUAGCAGCCAUGGCCCCUGAGCACGAGAUCCCCAAAAUCGGCUGGUACAGUCGUUUUGCAAGGCACCCGUUCUACGGCGUUACAGGAGUCAACUCCGGGGUCAUGCUGAUGAACCUUACGCGUAUUCGCAGUACUCUGUUUAAGAACAGCAUGAUCGCUAACGGCCUGUCGUGGGAGGACUUGCUCCAUCCGCUCUACCAGAAAUACAAGAAUCACAUCACAUGGGGGGACCAGGACCUCCUCAACAUUAUUUUCCACUACAAUCCAGAAUGCCUGUAUACGUUUCCGUGCCAGUGGAACUACAGACCUGAUCACUGCAUGUAUGGCAGCAACUGCAAGGAAGCAGAGGAAGAGGGUGUGUCUAUUCUCCAUGGCAACCGUGGCGUUUACCAUGAUGACAAGCAGCCAGCUUUUAAAGUGGUCUACGAUUCUAUACGUGAUUAUCCUGUUGGGGAAAACCUGUUCCAGUCCUUGUUUUAUCCUCUCCAGACCAAAUUCUUGGACACGGUCAACACGCUAUGCGGCAGAGUUCCUCAAGUGUUUCUGAAGCAGAUCGAGAAGACCCUGAAGGCCGUGUUUGAGCAGAAAGUGGUCCGCCACGCUCGGCCGCUACACAGACAGCAUCGCUGAAUCGCAACAGAUACGGUUCCUAAAUGACCAAGAAGAACCGAUUCUCCAAAACCAGCGUUGCUUUUUUGUUUGUUUGUUUUUUUUAAAUGGAACGUGUGCAAUACCAAGAACGCAGUGUGGUUUCCUGACCAGUGUUCUCUGUCUGGAAGGGAUGAGGCAGAGCUUCUUGGACAGACAGGCUUUUAAGCAGUGGUUAUUAUGGAGUCAAUGGGAGCUUGAUGAAGGGGUUGCUCUCCAAAGAACUAAACCACUUGAGUAGAAGAGCAGUGCAAAAAAAAAAAAAAAGUCCAUAAGGUUACUACCUAGAAAGGUAUUGGGUUGAAUUAAUUUAGCAGGAUUUUUAAUUUUUUUCAGAAAAGUUGGUAUAAAUGAUGGAGAUGUUAAAAUAGCAACAUUUUUCUCUUCCGCAGUGUGCCAGAGCAGCAGAUUGCACACUCCUAUAUUAUUAGUUUGACUCUCGUUGCAAAGAAUAUGAAGGUAACUGCUUGGCAGCAGACACAGACAUGUUGAAAAUGCAACUGGGGACCAGACUGUGGGUCAGACAGGGGCAAGAACAGGGUGGCGUAGCACUUGAAUGUGCACUGUUCAUAUUCAGAGCAAAUGUUUUCGAAGUAAGCAAAUGGCAGCGUUGCCUGGGGGCAGUGUUGGAGAGCUGAAUGACUGUUGCCUGAUAAUGGGCUACUUUCAUUCAUUUCAGUCAUCAGAUCAUGUUUGCUGUUUACCACUUUGGCUCUUCGGCACUAAAAUUCUAGUUUACACAUACACCCGGUCUACAACAGAACCCUGCCCGUGUCCUAAUCCAUAAAUAACGUGAAGUAUGUGCACAUUCCUGUGAUUCAUAAUAAGGUACAGACACAGCAUAAAGCUCACUUUUUUUUUUUCUUUUCAACACGACAGUAUUAUGUUGGCAUAGAAACCACUGAAACGCAGCACAAUAUUGUCUGUGGUUUUUUAAAAAAAAACUUGCAUGAUUCAGUUUUUGGGGGUUUUUUUGUGUGAAAUGCAUGCUUUUAAAAUUGGAUACGACACAGAUUUGACCUCUCGUAGGAUUCCGCAAGACAUAAAAUACGGCACUGAAAUUGCUUUUGGGAACUAAUAUACUGCUAAUGCAGCAGCAUUAUUCGGAGACAUUUGUGCUGUUAUUUCCAUCUUGUGGCAAGAACCGAUAAAAAACCCAAACUCGUCAUAUAACUCACUCAGGAUUGUUUUUCUGCUCCGUGCCCCCUUUCAAGGUUGUGCAACGUCCUGCACACACUCACUGAUCAUUAAUCAUCAUUCCCCGGAAGUGUGUUGCAUAUAUAAUAAGCUAUGUGGAUCAUUGCGUAUGUGGAGCAUGUCUUCAAGUCAAGAUCCAAUUCCAAAAUCCUGCCUCUUAUCAGGUGAGGGGUAGAAACUAGUGUCGUCAAGCUAAUUAUUUCAUAUUACAAUUAUUUUAGGGCGUACAGUACAUUUACGCAUUCAUAAUUCACAUAAUGUGAGGAUGUGAGAGUAGUAGGUGUCUACUGGAGGAAAUUUCAAAGGAUAAAUCCACCCUGAAUGAUUUCCAUGGUAACCUUUAUAAUUAAUGGGAUCGUCAAUGUCAUCCAAAUUUGUUUUUUUGUGUGUGUGUAAUGGAAUUCUGAGCAGACAUUUUGAAUUUCCUCUUUCACUGAUAUGCUGGUCUGUUUUCAUUUCGGUUAAAGAUUUCCGACAUUUUAACAAUUAUUCCACAAAAUCGAGUCGUACAGUACAUGAGCUGAUAGCCGACGAGCCGUGUACGAUGGGAUCGAGUGGAAUAACUGUUUUAUUCUAUCCACGUUCACUGGAUUUUGAGAAACGGAGCAUUUUUAUUUUUUGCAAAUGCGAUAAAUUAAAACUUUAUACAAAACGACGAAAUCAUUUCUGCUUAGCGGGCACGUGACAUCGCGUACGUGCGUAAUGAGAUGUUCAAAUUUUAUUUUUCUUUGAGCUUUUGAACAGCUAAAAAAAAAAAUUCAACAAGUUUUAAUGCAUAAAGAUGAAUGUAAACAAACCAGCAAAAUGACAGUAGCAGUUUGUGAAAAAUGCUAUAAUAAUUCUUGAAAAAUUAUUUUAGAAAAGAUACGUUCUUACCAUCAAAUACUUUCAUUCCAUAUGUUGUUGGGUUUUUUUGGGGGGGGGAUUGAGUUAUUUCAUUCUUCAGCAGCAUGCUCCGCCAUUUUGUUUUUCUCUACUCACGGUAUAUGAGCUGAUAUCCUCGUCGUAGAGUAGCCAAUCAGAGCGUGCGACUGCUCAUAUCCAGUGAAUGUGAACAUAAUACUACCCAUUGUUAGUGUUGCAGUAACCUUUAUCCUGCUUUCGAUUUGCCUCAUAAGAACGUUUUCAACCUCUGCGCAUUUAACACACCCGAAGUUGGGGAGGACAUGAAACCCUUCAUGUUUGUCCUUUGUUAGCAACAAGCCAGCCAGCUAACUGUGCUGAGUGAUGCACGUUUUCCUUCUCAAAACAGCAAACUGGUAUAUUCGCUGUUCCAGAUCCGUUUAGUUGUUAAAUCUAGAUGUUGAUCGAUCCGAAGCGAAUGUAUACAGCAGAACUGAAUAGCCCCCAAGCAUAACUACAUCACUUGUUUAUUGCAAUGCAUUAUGGGGGAUAGCCGGGGUCGGUAGCUGUGCAAUAUAGCAGAUGUUAGAUUAAUUUCGCGUGAGAGGAGCAUUUUUGCCACGCUGUGUCAUGGAAGACAAUGAAAUUGGUGAUUUCAAGAGGUGGAUAACAUGUUGAGGGUUUACAGCAGGAAAAUCUGAAUCCAAAUCAAGCUUGGUGAGAAGGUAAGACAUAAGCGACAAGAAUUCGUACAACCUAGAGAUUGACCGAGUCUACCACACUGUACUACAUCAUCAAGUCUCAGAAUGUCUUAUCAAAACAUAAAUGAGUGAUUUAGUUAUCAAGAAACAUUACCAAAAAAAAAAACCUUUGUAAACCCGCUGAUCUGCCGUGUCAUGUUCAGUAUAAAUGCAUUUACUUCAAUAAAUGCCGCUAGUGAGGUACACUGAACAUUAUACACACCCGAAAGAGAACCCUUCAUGGUUUGGGAGUUUUAUCGGUCCGACAGGCUCGUUCGGCUGCCGAGUGCUUCGGUACUUUGAGAGGCAAAGGCCGAAGAAUGCUUAUUUGUUUUACAGGCUUUGGAAUAUCCCUAGUUUCAGAUGAUGAGCAGUGUCGAUUGUUAUAAUCUGCUAUUGAGGUAUUUCACCCACGUGACCAAGUCAUGUGAUGCUGCCAUUUUGAACGGCACGGCUCGAAUCAGUUUGAAUGCGAGGAAGGCGACAAACGAAAAACAUGAAAGAAAAAGGAGCGAGAUGCAGAAAACACCUUCACUAUCCAGCAACGUAGGGCAUUUACAGGGCAAGCAGAGGGAGAGGUAUUUGCAAAAAUUGAGGUUAGCAGGCUUAGAGAACGACGUUUACCUGCUUCCACCAGGAUUGCUCACUGACGUACGGAAGUACACGAAGCCCUCGUCUUUACCUGACUUCGGCCCACAUGAUCUGUAUACCUAUGUCGUUAAAAACCCAUCGCCAUACACAGGUAUUGAUCUGAAAGCGUAUAAGAGUUUGGAUGCCUACAAAUAUUUUGUCAGGCUGGGUAACAUGCCUACAUCAGCGGGUCGUCCCUGGAGCCGGUGGUCGCCAUCUUAUUACAGCUAAGGUUUGUUCACAUUUUCAUUUACUUUUGGUCCUCAGGAUAAACAAAAUGUUAUUAAAUGUCAUUGAAAUAACUUCUUAGUCUGUUGAGACAUGGCCCAUUAUAAAUUUGCUGUUACCAGGCAAUGACCAAGAACUGCAUUAUUAGGGUCGGUGUAGUUGUAGCAGUGUACUAGCAGCUAGCUGUUAGCACUAGCUAAUGUCAACAACAGUAGCUAGUAUGUUACUGUAGCAAUGUUUACGUUCAGUCAUUUGGAUGACUGUUAAAACCUUUCAGUCUUAAGUUUUUCCUUUACUGGAUUUACUAGUUUACUGAGCUAGCGUGCUCGGGCAAGCUGGGAGCUAGCGCGCGCUAGCCUGCCUACUGUUGUUGACAUUAGCUAGCUUGACGUUCAAAAUGGCGGACACCGGGGCGUCACGUGACCCUGUGACGUCAGGUGAAAUACCUCAAUAACCGAAGGCUGUUCCGCACACCAUGGAAAUAAUGCUGGGUCACAGUUUAAGUCAGUCUUUUUCCCACCAGAGAAAUGCAGGAUACAAACACUUGUCCAUUUCGAAGGUUUUCGUUGCGGAUUAAACUCCUCCAUUUCUUUCUUCUCGACUGGCAGCUGAUAAAAGCUCAAAUUAGGUGUUCUCUUUGUUGUAGAGAUAGUUAGUUAGGCACACAGCAAUUCACCUUAGGCACGGUUAAAACCGGUUAGACAGAACAAUGCAGUGUUUAACAAAGGAGAAAGUAAACAAUAUAGCAGAGCUGACCCCAUGUAUCGCCCAUAAUGCAUUGCGGUAAACAAGCGAUGAUGUAGUCCUGGGUUAGGGUUAUUAAAGGUAAGAAGUGCUGCUUUGUUUACUUCUGAUCGGGUGCACAGCCAUGUUAGAUUGAUGUCACUCUGCAAACUGGGAAGGAGCUCAUUAUUGAGAAGAUGAGCAAGCAGGAAUUAAGUUGAUUGGAGAGUUUUCUUUGGCUUUUCCUGUUGGAGGUUAAGAAAUAAAAGUUGCGACCAAGUCGAACGCAGAAUCAGCCCUCACUUAAAGGAACAGUCCACCGU
Neoarius graeffei (lesser salmon catfish) is the source of this 6111-nucleotide messenger RNA. It is a transcript of the gene gxylt2, whose product is annotated as glucoside xylosyltransferase 2. NCBI's taxonomy places the organism in Eukaryota, Metazoa, Chordata, Actinopteri, Siluriformes, Ariidae. Bases 75 to 1409 code for a protein of 444 amino acids. Gene Ontology annotation, molecular function: UDP-xylosyltransferase activity. The record is from RefSeq and is a predicted model, not a curated record. The transcript is spliced from 7 exons. Gene Ontology annotation, biological process: protein O-linked glycosylation via N-acetylgalactosamine.